AUGUCUUCGAGCUACACCCACAUGACGAUGGCCACCCGAAUCUUUCUAGAUGGGCCGGAAUACGUGGAACGAACCCAGACAGAGUUUCAUCCCCCCGACAUCGACAUGCAGGCCCUAAAGGAUGCCAUACCCAAGAUCGCUUUCCAGCGCAGCACUCCAAAAUCUUUGCUGUAUACAUCUCCUAUCUUUACGGUGUCCGCCGUGCUCUUCUUCUUGAGCAGAUUCAUCGACUCUGCAUAUCUAUCGGAUGGUCUUGAUCGGUAUCCACCCUUCAUUCUCCUCUUAAUCCGCUGGACAUUUUGGUUGUCGUACUGGGCUCUACAAGGGAUAGCAUGGGCAGGCUUGUGGACCAUAGGUCACGAAUGUGAUCAUAACAACUUGUCACCGCAUAGCGGGGUUAAUCAUGUGAUCGGAUUUUUGUGUCAUACAUGGUUGUUCCUACCGUACUUCUCGUGGCGCAUAACCCAUCUACGGCACCACAGCUAUACUGGAUCCUUGGAGAACGAUGAGGUGUACGUUCCAUACACGCGGUCAGCUUAUAGACUUCCACCUCUAGGAAAAACCAGACGGGCACAGUAUCGCGAGGCGUUUGAGGAAAGCCCAAUAUUUGAGCUCAGUCGCCUUGUCAUUAUGCAAUUCUUCGGCAUGCAUACAUAUUUGACGUGUAAUACCACGGGUUCCAAGCGCUACCCAGCGGGUGCAAACCACUGGAUUCCCUCCUCGGGCCUCUUUAGCCCGGAGCAGCGAUCACAAGUAUUAGCAUCUAAUCUUGGUAUCCUCGGAAUGCUUGCAUUCGUUUGGGUGUGGGCGUGCUACAGCUCCUUUUCGGAGGUCUGCAAAGUUUACAUCGUUCCUUUUUUGUUUGCUAACCACUGGAUUGUGGCAAUGACCUUCUUACAACACUCUUGCCCGACCGUUCCAUUCUACCGCAAAGAGGCUUGGAACAAAGCGAGAGGAUCUCUCUCUACUAUCGACAGGCCAUUCCUCGGGUGGGUUGGGCUCAUCUUCUUCCUCGGACUCAACCAUUACCAUACAACGCAUCAUCUUUUCUCAACGAUACCAUUUUACAACUUGCCGAUGGCGCACAAGGCCAUUCGACCUCUUCUUGGAGAUAUGUAUAACUACGACUCAACCGGCGUUUUCUGGGCUUUGAAGCGGUCAUUCACAGAGUGCAUAUUUGUGGAGGACGAAGGAAGCGUCCUAUUCUACAAGAACAAGUUGGGCAUGCACAAACGUUCUAUGGUUAUCGGAACGGCUGGAGGUCAAGCGCAGAGCUCAUGA
This is a messenger RNA of Stereum hirsutum FP-91666 SS1, 1281 nucleotides long. RefSeq names its product delta-12 fatty acid desaturase protein. NCBI's taxonomy places the organism in Eukaryota, Fungi, Basidiomycota, Agaricomycetes, Russulales, Stereaceae. Gene Ontology annotation, molecular function: oxidoreductase activity. The record is from RefSeq and is a predicted model, not a curated record. Gene Ontology annotation, biological process: lipid metabolic process. The coding region runs from base 1 to 1281 and encodes 426 amino acids. The transcript has 11 exons.